This is a messenger RNA of Erpetoichthys calabaricus (reedfish), 6708 nucleotides long. Its product is annotated as RNA polymerase II elongation factor ELL2. Lineage: Eukaryota; Metazoa; Chordata; Cladistia; Polypteriformes; Polypteridae. The transcript has 12 exons. Gene Ontology annotation, molecular function: cis-regulatory region sequence-specific DNA binding. Gene Ontology annotation, cellular component: transcription elongation factor complex. The coding region runs from base 31 to 1845 and encodes 604 amino acids. Gene Ontology annotation, biological process: positive regulation of transcription elongation by RNA polymerase II; snRNA transcription by RNA polymerase II; transcription elongation by RNA polymerase II. The record is from RefSeq and is a predicted model, not a curated record.
UGUCUCUAGCAGCGUCCCUCAGUUCUCGACAUGGCAGCGCUGAGAGAGGAGUUGCGAUAUGGACUGUCGUGCGCGAAAAUCAACAGGAGCCUUCCUAAUAAGAGUCUGUACCACGUCAAGCUUACCGACACCGCUAUGCGAGCGCUGGAAGCUUUCCAGAACUUUAAGGGUGCUGGAUCCAGUCAGCCGGUCAUUUGCUUUAAGGGAACCCAAGGGUAUAUCAAGAUACCAAGCCUGUCUCCAAGCUCUCCAGGUGCUCUGCGUCUCUUCUCAUUUUAUCUGUCUAGUGACAGUAAAGAAAAACCCCAGUCCAGCUUUGAUUGCAUCCAUCAUUAUGUCUCCAGCUCAGGACGUGAUCAGCUUGAGUGCCAGGGAAGUAUUCAAGACAAAAUCACAGUAUGUGCAACUGAUGACUCCUAUCAGAUGACCCGGGAGAGGGUGUCCCAGGUGGAGAAAGAGACUUGGAGUAGAUCAGCAAUAGAAAUUAAGCCAAGCUCCACAUAUCGAAGUAAAUGCAUCAAGUUGCAAAAAAAGCAAAGUCUUCCUCCUACUCCUGACAAUAUUCCUUUUCGGAAACACUCUCCCACUAGCCCAGUGCUAGCAGGAAAGAGGGGAACACUGUCCUCCAGUAUUUUGACAUCUCGUUCACUUAGAGAUCGCAUUAUUCACCUGUUGGCUUUAAAGCCAUACAAGAAGCCUGAACUGAUUGUUUGGCUAGAAAGAGACAAAGCCCAUGCAAAGGACAAGAUGGACUUGGCCUCAGUGUUAGAGGAAGUGGCAAAGCUCAACCCUAAAGAUAGCAGCUACUCUUUAAAGGAUGAGUUAUUUAGACAUGUGCAAAAGGACUGGCCUGGAUAUUCUGAGGAAGACAAGCAGCUUCUUCACAGACUACUCUUAAGGCAGCUGCCAACUCUGAACAUGAACCAACCUAAAAAUAAUCCAUCAAAUAUGUCUUUCCAGAAGCUUUCUGGUGAUUCCCCUUCACAUGCCAGCCCAGUCAGUAGCAUUUCAGUGAAACGCAUUUUGUCAUCAGAAACAUCGCAUAACCAAGUGAAUAAGAAACAGAAGGUACUGGAAUCGCCUCAGCUACCCCCAGAUUGCCUAUCCAGCCCUCCUCCUACUCAUUGCACUACUGCCUCUUCUGUGUCCAGUUUUCUGCGAAGGGCGGACUCUGCUUCAGAAAGCCAAAACAGCUUUUUACCAUCUCAUCAGUACAGCAACUCUGGUGUUAACCAGUCACCUAGAAAGACUGAAGGAGACCUGAAGCAAGCACAUUAUAACUCAUUACGAACUUCAUAUUCCCAUAAGGAUGAAAGUUCUGCCAUUUCUCAGCACAAAAAGAAAAAAUCCAAAAAGCACAGAGAUAAGGAGAGACAACCCUUGAAAGAAGGAGAAUCUAGUGAAUGGGAGGAAACUAGUCCUGACCUAAAAUAUAGAAUAGAAGAGCAUGAGAAAGCAAGCCCUCUGUCCACUCCUACAUCUCCUUCAGAAAUGACUGAUUAUUUAAUCAAAUACAUUACAAUAACAUCUGAGAAGCAACGGCAGGAUUACAAAAGUGAUUUUUGUGCAGAAUACGAUGAAUACAGAGACCUACAUUCAAGGAUAGGCAAUGUAACAGAAAAAUUUGUUCAGCUUGGUUCCCAAAUAAAAACUCUCUCUCCAGGUACUAAGGAAUAUAAGGUUAUUGAGGACCAAAUAAUUGAAGAAUACCGCAAGUAUAAAAAGAAAUGUCCUGGAUAUAAUGAAGAAAAGAAACGCUGCGAGUAUUUACAUCAGAAACUGUCACACAUAAAACGCCUCAUACUUGAUUAUGACCAAACCAAUAAUGCGCCUUUGGAGUGUUAAACUGAACAGUCUCUGAAAUGAACCAAAACACUGUCUACAACUAGCACUGGAGUCAUGCUGAGAAAGUGGAGAAAACUGCAUAUUUCAAGAUGGGAACGUUCACCUCUCAAGACAUGGCCCAUCCUACCUCAGCUGGGACUGGGUAGUGUAGGGGUGGCAUUUCUCCUACGGAUUGUGCCCUCUCUAUUACUGCCAUGUUCAUAUUUAAAUACAGUAAAGGAUGAAUAUGGCAGUAUGUCUGCUAAUGUAUGUACAUCAAGAUGAUUUUGAUUGGAUGGUGCCAGAUAGCCUUUAUUGUUAUACUUUUACUGGGACCUUUACCGUAAAGUUUUGCCAGAAAAAUAUUCACCAGUUUGGAUUAACAUUUUCUGUACACAGACAUGAAAAAUAGAUUUUAUUAUUGUUUUGUGGAUAAGAGAUAGGGUCCAAAGAUUUUUGUUUACCAUUCUCAACUUUUGACCAGACAUCCUCAAUCAAAAUGCUGUUGCUUAAAGCAGGCUGACAGAAGAGGUCACCAGGUAGCGCAGAUUGCCUCCACUGUUGAUCUUUCCAGCUUUCUGCACAGAUGAUAAGUAAUAUUAAAAACAGUUGUGCAGAUAUGCCGGUGGCUUGAGCGCUUUUAUCUUCCAUGGCAGCAGUUAUUGUAUAAAUAGUUUGGACAUGAAAACAUGGACUUAUAUUCCAUGAGCAAAACAAAGCUGUUAAUUAACAUUCAGUUGGACAACUGGUAGCACACAUUUCAAUCAGCUAAAUAGACAACAACAUGAAUAAAAAGCAAAGAAGUUUCCUGGUGCAGUAAAAAUACAUUUGCUGUGAAUUCAUGCCUCAUCAUCCCCCUUCAAAUAUAUUUAAAAAAAAAGGAAUUAAGUUAAACCAAGGGUACAACUGGUUAUUUUGGUCUUGGUUGAUAUAUCAAAAAUCUGUUGUGACAAUUUUUCAAAUAUCUUGAAUUGGCAUUAAAUAUGUAGAUAUCGAAAUGUAAAGUUAUCUUUCUGUGACCUUGCCAUCAAGUCUUGUUUAAUUUAGUAAAGGCUUUUAAAAGUAAUAAUCUACAUUGUUGUAACUGCAUUGCAAGCCUUUUUUAAGCUUAUGAUAAAAUAUUUUAAAAAUUAGGUGUUUUCCAAGGUUGUUUUAAGCGGUAGUGCUUAAUUUUAAUAUAAAUAUUACUCAAUUAAAUUUACCAAAGUGAAGCUGGAUCCUUUCUCUUUGUACUGUUUAGCCUAUUUAGAGAAAUGAGCCAGAUCAAGCACAAAGAGUGUUCAAAAGCAUUUCAACAUUCCCAGCAGUUUGGUUGUCAUUUGCUUUUUUUAUGUCACAAAGUCAAUUCAGAUUAUGGCCUUCAAAGCUGUAGCACCUGAAAUAAUUUCCAUAGCAUACUUUGUCAUUUUUUUUUGUUAAUUCUACAAGUAUUCCUGUUAAGAGGCUCAAACUUGUUCAUUUUAUAUCACUUUAUGAUAACUAGAACACAUUGUUUAUUAAAAAGUAAAACCUAAACUCAGCAGAUGACUUUGUAUCUGCAGUACUCAAAAAAAGUAGGCCUUUCUUGGCAAAUUACAGUUACUUUUCAUAUUCCAUAAUUUUUCACAUGCAAGUUACCUGUAAUUAUUACUGCAUCAUUUAAGUCAGAGUACAGUAAUUGGGAUCACUGGAUGUGUGAAAGUCUGUUACAAUAUCAGUUUACAGUAUUGCUCAAAUGGGCAGCACAAUAUUUGCAACGUUGGUUUUAUCCAUCCAAGCCUAGAUUUCUGUUUAGUGAGUUCUGAAUGUGAAUCACUGCAUACUUUCAAGUGUCCUUUAUGAAGUUUCAUUAUGACAGGAAAGAACAGUGGCUGUUUAUAGAACUCCUUUUAAUGUCAGGGACCCCAUCGAUUACAGUAAUUAGUCAUUCCUCUGCUUCAUUAUAUUUAGUAUUUUAUACAAGACAAUAUUUUUGUGUGUUUUUUGAGCACCUUUUUGAUCAUUUUCAAACUUGAUGUCUUGUUCCUACACAAUUCUUGGCAGAGGAAGAUUCCUUUAGCUGAAGGUUGUGAUGGUCUCUGUGCAUUCCGUGUCUGCUGUACAAAUGAAUAAUGCAAGUGCUAACACGUUGGCUCGUAUGCAUAGUGAAUUUUUAUACAGCUUGCACUUUCAAGCCUUCUCUUUAAAUUUAGGUCCUUAGAAUUGCUGAGUUUCAUCUGGAAUGGCCAAACACACGGGCCUCUUCCAGGGGUUUGAAUGAUCACACAUUCUUUUCGUGUUAACAUAGUUUGACUAAAGGGGACUUCCAUUUCCUAAAUAGAAAAAUCUCUUGAAUUUGUUAAACAUAUGUUAAUGUAGACGUACUGUUGCAAAGUUAGAAAACAUUACAAAAUUGAAGUACUUUACGGUGCAGAAUUAACAAUGAAAGGAGGUUUAAAAAUGGUCUGUUUGUGAGAGUUUACAAUAUAUUGGCGCAUGUCAAAUUCUAUAUGUGUUACAGUAUAUUUUUAGUUUCUAACCAUAUGCUCUCGGGGGGGAAAAAAAUGUGUACAACAACAACAACAUUUAUUUAUAUAGCACAUUUUCAUACAAAAAGUAGCUCAAAGUGCUUUACAUAAUGGAGAAAAGAAAAAUAAAAGACAAAAUAAGAAAUUAAAAUAAGACAACAUUAAUUAACAUAGAAAGGAGUAAGGUCCGAUGGCCAGGGUGGACAGAAAAAACAAAAAAAAAACUCCAGAAGGCUGGAGAAAAAAAUAAAAUCUGUAGGGGUUCCAGGCCACGAGACCGCCCAGUCCCCUCUGGGCAUUCUACCUAACAUAAAUGAAAUAGUCCUCUUUGUAGUUUGGGUUCUCACGGAAUCACUUGAUGCUGAUGGUCAUACAGACUUCUGGCUUUUAAUCCAUCCAUCAUUGUUGGAACAUCAUGGUACUUUGAGUAGAUGGUGGUGGCUUCACCACCAAAAGGACACCGGAAAAGGAAACAGAAUAGAAAGUAGGGGUUAGUACAGAUUUUAGAGCCACCAUGAAAAGUUACUAUAAUGAAUUGGAUAUACAGAGUAUCAGGAUUUAAUUUACAGUGAAGUCAUGAGAAGGCCAUGUUAAAAUAAUGUGUUUUCAGUAGUUUUUUAAAGUGCUCCACUGUAUUAGCCUGGCGAAUUCCUACUGGCAGGCUAUUCCAGAUUUUAGGUGCAUAACAGCAGAAGGCCGCCUCACCACUUCUUUUAAGUUUUGCUCUUGGAAUUCUAAGGAGACACUCAGUUGAGGAUCUGAGGUUACGAUUUGGAAUAUAAGGUGUCAGACAUUCCAAUAUAUAAGCCGGGGCGAGAUUAUUUAAAGCUUUAUAAACCAUAAGCAGAAUUUUAAAGUCAAUUCUGAAUGACACAGGUAACCAGUGUAGUGACAUCAAAACUGGAGAAAUGUGUUCGGAUUUUCUUUUCCUGGUAAGGAUUCUAGCAGCUGCAUUCUGCACUAGUUGCAAAUGAUUGAUGUCUUUUUUGGGUAGUCCUGAGAGGAGUGCGUUACAGUAAUCUAGCCGACUGAAAACAAACGCAUGAACUAAUUUCUCUGCAUCUUUCGAUGAUAUAAGAGGUCUAACUUUUGCUAUGUUCCUUAGGUGAAAAAAUGCUGUCCUAGUGAUCUUAUUAAUAUGCGAUUUAAAAUUCAGAUUACAAUCAACGGUUACCCCUAAGCUUUUUACCUCCGAUUUGACUUUUAAUCCUAAUGCAUCCAGUUUAUUUCUAAUAGCCUCAUUGUAUCCAUUAUUGCCAAUCACUAAGAUUUCGGUACUCUGUUAUCAAAGGCAAAUGCUAACAUGUAUUUCAGGCAAGCGUAAGGGAGGCUAAAAAUAUUAAUUGUUUUUGGAAGCAUUUCCAGCCGAUUUAACUGGAGGCAGGUCUGGUUUAAUUCUUUGACACCUUUGUAAUAUUUUCUUGUGUGGAGAUGUUCAUCUCCCCACAUUUUCCAGAAUUCACUGUGAUAUUUUCAAAGCUGGGUGGCAAUUUGAUGGUAGAUUUUUUUAAAUGGUUGUUUUCCUCUUAAGUAAUAUUACUCUGGUAGUCUGUUAAUAAAACAUCAACAUCCUAUAAAAAAGAGACACAGAUUUUUGCAAAUCAACAAAAUAUAACUGGACAUCUUUCUGCUAGUGUGUCUUGACCAUAUUUCCCUGACCAGUAAUCUUAGUGCAGAGACUAUACACUUUUUCAGACUUAUUUCAAAUUGUUCAGACCUAUUUUCAAAUUAAUUCUUUUGUGUACUUUUUGCAUAUCUACUUUUCAUGUACAAGAAACACUAGAAUUUAAUUGCACACUAUCUGGAUCUGUGUGGUUAUGGAGAAAGCAAAGAUGAACGUGGUCUUUUUUCAUGUGUGUUCAUCAUAAUCUUUGAGCAAUGAGUGGAGCGAGCUGCUGUUUAGCAGAGGGUUCAGAAUUACAGUGAAGUUCAAAUUUGCAUUGAUUAUUAAUGUAGGGUCCACUGCUCUGUACAUUUACUGCUCUGGUCUUAAAAAUUGAUGAAAGUGUUUUUCCCCUCUUUCAAUUGAUAAAGUUCUAUUUCUAAUAUAUGCUCCUAAGUUUAUUUUUUAAACUGUAAAUUCUGCAGCCAUGUGGCUGGCACAUUCCAGUUUUAUUUGCUGAUACAAAAUGUGAAAAAAUAAAUAUUGAAUGUUAAGUUUUUAUCAUUCGUCCACCUAUAAAGAUGAAAAUAACUUGUCUAAUUUAUUUAUGUAUUGCAGCAUUUUUAAAGUUAUUAAUCUCGGGAGGGUGUAAAGUGAGGGGGUUAAUAAAGAAUGCAUCUUUUUCAAAUGUUUAAUUUUAGUGACAUUUUACUACCAUUUUGAAUCUUUCAGAGCUGAAAAAAAUAAAAUCCUAUUUAAUGUUUCAUGUGAAAUAAACAGUUCUUUAUCAUUGUA